AUGUCCUCAUAUUUUCUUUGGAGUAUGGUUAUUUUGUUGACAUUUGCUGAAUCAGAUGGUGAAGUUGGAAGACUUCAGCUGGAGAGGCAAACAAGGAACACUGACUUCCAACAGCCUCGAAUGGCUACAGAGAGAGGAAAUUUAGUGUUUCUUACUGGGUCUUCUCAAAACAUUGAAUUUAAAACUGGAUCCCUGGGGAAAAUUAAGUUAAAUGAUGAAGACCUUGGUGAACGUUUGCAUCAGAUUCAGAAAAACAAAGAUGAUAUUACAGAUUUAAAGAGGAGUGUGGUUGGUCUGCCUCAAAAUAUUUCUAGUCAAAUCCAUCAGCUUAAUUCCAAGUUUGUGGAUCUUGAGAGACAAUUUCAAAGCUUACAGCAGACGGUGGACAAAAAGGUUUGCAGCAGCAAUCCCUGCCAAAACGCUGGAACCUGCCUCAAUCUUCAUGAUGCCUUUUUCUGUAUCUGUCCUUCACAGUGGAAGGGUCCUCUCUGCUCAGUUGAUGUUAACGAAUGUGAGAUUUACUCGGGAACCCCCUUCAGCUGCCAGAAUGGAGCCACCUGUAUCAAUACAAUAGGGAGUUACAGUUGUCUCUGCUCACCUGAGACGUAUGGCCCACAGUGCGCAUCCAAGUACGACGACUGUGAAGGGGGCUCCAAGGCUCUCUGUGUCCAUGGCAUCUGCGAGGAUCAAGUCCGAGUACAGGCUGGAGAGCCCAAGUACAGCUGCAUCUGCGAUGCUGGCUGGACGUCCCCACCCAACAGCUCCGCCUGCACGCUGGACAUAGACGAGUGCAGCCUCUGGCCGGCGCCUUGCUCAGCACUUGUGCGGUGUUUCAACACCCCAGGCUCCUUCUAUUGCGGGGCCUGUCCCACAGGCUGGCAAGGAAAUGGAUAUGAUUGCCAAGAUAUCAAUGAAUGUGAGAUAAAUAAUGGCGGUUGUUCUGUCGCUCCACCUGUUGAGUGUGUGAAUACACCUGGAUCUUCCCACUGUCAGGCCUGUCCACCAGGGUACCAGGGCGAUGGGCGAGUGUGCACACUCAUAGACGUCUGCUCGGUCAACAACGGAGGCUGCCACCCACACGCGUCCUGCUCCUCCGCUCCAGGUUCCUUACCUCUCUGUACUUGUCUCCCGGGAUAUACUGGAAAUGGUUUUGGCCCAAAUGGAUGUGUGCAACUCAGUAAUAUUUGCCUGAGUCGCCCCUGUUUAAACGGACAAUGCACUGAAACAGUGUCCGGUUAUCUUUGUAAGUGUGAUUCAGGUUGGGCUGGUAUCAACUGCACAGAAAACAUCAACGAGUGUCUGAGCAACCCCUGUUUGAAUGGGGGAACAUGUGUGGAUGGCAUUAACGCCUUCAGUUGCGAAUGCACACGUUUCUGGACUGGAUUUCUCUGCCACAUUCCCCAGCAAGUGUGUGGAGGGUCCCUCUCGGGGCUGAACGGGAGCUUCAGCUAUAAGAGCCCUGAGGCUGGUUAUGUUCAUGACGUUAACUGCUUCUGGGUCGUCCGAACUGAAGAGAGAAAGGUGCUGCGUAUCACCUUCACUUUUUUCCAGUUAGAAUCAGUGAACAAUUGUCCACAUGAGUUUCUUCAGAUUCAUGACGGAGAUUCCUCUGCAGCAUUUCAACUGGGCAGAUUCUGUGGCCCCAGCACCCCUCCUGAACUCCUCAGCAGCGACAACGCUCUCUAUUUUCAUUUCUACUCUGAACACUUAAGAAGCGAGAGAGGCUUUACAGUGAGAUGGGAAACACAGCAGCCAGAGUGUGGAGGUAUACUGACUGGUACCUAUGGUUCUAUUAUGUCCCCGGGAUAUCCUGGAAACUAUCCCCCAGGAAGAGAUUGUGUCUGGAGAGUUAUAACCAGUCCCGGCCUUCAGAUAACAUUUACUUUUGGGACCUUGAGCCUGGAGCAGCAUGAUGAUUGCAGCAAAGAUUAUCUAGAGAUCCGAGAUGGUCCUUUGAGCCAGGAUCCUGUUCUUGGGAAAUUCUGCUCCACUCUGUCUGUCCCACCGCUCCACACGACAGGUCCCUUUGCCAGAGUUCAUUUUCACUCAGACAACCAGGUGAAUGGCCAAGGCUUCCAUAUCACCUACUUAACAUCACCUGCGGAUCCGCCCUGUGGAGGGAACUUCACAGACCCAGAGGGUGAGCUCUCCCUUGCCUUGUCGGGGCCUUUCCCUCACAGCAAACAUUGCAUCUAUAUCAUCAAGCAGCCCCUGGGAGAGCAAAUACAGCUCAACUUCACCCACGUGGAGCUGGAAGGCCAGAGCGGCUGUUCUCCGAGUUACAUCGAGGUUCGAGAUGAUGAUGACUUACUUGGAAAAGUCUGUGGCAAUGAGACCCUCUCUCACAUUAAAUCCAUUACUAAUAGCAUCUGGAUCAGGUUCAUAAUUGAUGCUUCUGUUGUAAGAGUUAGCUUCAGAGCUGUUUAUCAAGUGGCCUGCGGAGGUGAUUUAAGCGGAGAAGGGGUCAUUCGCUCGCCCUUUUAUCCUAACGUGUAUCCAGGAGAAAGGAUCUGCAGGUGGACCAUCCACCAACCGCAAAGCCAAGUAGUUCUUCUCAACUUCACUGGCUUUGAAAUCGGCAGCUCUGCCCACUGUAAUACAGAUUAUAUUGAAAUUGGUAGCAGUUCCAUUUUGGGUUCUACUGAAAAUAAAAAAUAUUGUGGCACAGACAUACCUUCGCUUAUCACAUCCAUAUACAAUUUUCUUUAUGUCAUAUUUGUCAAAAGUUCUUCUACUGAAAAUCAUGGUUUCAUGGCUAAGUUCAGUAGUGAAGAUUUGGCAUGUGGAAAAAUUCUUACAGAGCCAACAGGAGUUAUUCAAAGUCCUGGUCAUCCAAAUAUCUACCCCCAUGGGAUCAACUGUACCUGGCACAUAGUAAUCGAAUCUGGCUACCUGAUAAAUUUGGUAUUCAGAAGAUUUCAUCUGCAGUUUCACUAUAAUUGCACAAGUGACUAUCUGGAAGUUUAUGACACUGGUUCUGAGACAUCUCUUGGGAGAUAUUGUGGAAGAUCGAUCCCGCCCUCUCUUAUCAGCAGUAGCAACUCAUUAAUGCUUGUGUUUGUGUCUGACUCUGACCUUGCUUAUGAAGGCUUUUUAAUAAACUAUGAAGUAACUAAUGCAUCAGCAGUAUGCUUGAAAAACUAUACAGAAGAAUCUGGUGUGUUCACGUCUCCAAACUUCCCCAAUAAUUACCCCACCAACUGGAAGUGCAUUUAUAAGAUCACCGUGGGAACCAGCCAACAGAUUGCAUUGCACUUCACGAACUUCUCCUUGGAGGAGACCAUUGGUGGAGUAUGUAUGGGAGAUUUUGUGGAAAUCAGAGAUGGAGGGUAUGAAACUUCCCCACUCCUGGGAAAAUACUGCGGCUCAAACCCACCUCCAAGAAUCAUCUCUCACAGUAACAAAUUAUGGUUGCAAUUUGUGAGUGAUAUCUCUGACGUAAGGUCCGGAUUCUCAGCUUACUGGGAUGGAUCAUUAACAGGUUGUGGGGGCAAUCUCACCACUCCCACUGGCACGUUCACAUCUCCCAACUACCCGAUGCCCUAUUACCACAGCUCCGAAUGCUACUGGGGGCUGAAAGCCAGCCACGGCAGCCCGUUUGAACUGGAGUUUGAAGACUUUCACUUGGAGCACCAUCCAAACUGCACUUUAGAUUAUCUGGCUGUAUAUGAUGGCCCAAGUACCAGCUCUCAUCUGUUAACUCAGCUUUGUGGAAAUGAGAAACCGCCUCCGAUUCGUUCGAGUGGAGACAGCAUGUUUUUAAAACUGAGGACAGAUGAAGGUCAACAAGGAGGUGGCUUCCUGGCCAAAUACCGGCAGACAUGUGAGAACGUGAUGAUUGUGAAUCGAACCUAUGGCAUCUUAGAGAGUAUACAUUAUCCAAAUCCCUAUUCUCACAACCAGCGUUGCAACUGGACCAUCCAAGCAACAACUGGCAACACUGUGAAUUACACGUUUUUAGAAUUUGAAUUGGAACAUUACAUAAACUGCUCCACAGACUACUUAGAGCUCUAUGAUGGCGCGCAGAGGAUGGGGCGCUACUGUGGAACAGAUAAGCCGCCUUCGGGGAGCACCACAGGCUCCGUUCUUCACGUGCUGUUCCACACCGAUGGGGUUGGUGAAGAAAAAGGGUUCCAGAUGCAGUGGUUCGUUCACGGUUGUGGUGCGGAGCUGUCGGGGCCCACAGGCUCCUUCAGCAGCCCUGGCUACCCUAACACGUAUCCCCCCAGCAAGGAGUGUAUAUGGUACAUUCACACUGCUCCUGGGAGCAGCAUUCAGCUCACCAUCCACGACUUUGAUGUGGAGUAUCACGAAAGCUGCAAGUUUGAUGUCCUGGAGAUCUAUGGAGGCCCCGAUUUCCACUCUCCCAGAAUAGCCCAGUUGUGUGCCCGGAGAUCAUCUGAGAAUCCCAUGCAGGUCUCCAGCACAGGAAAUGAGCUAGCAAUCCGAUUUGUGACUGACAGCUUCAUAGGUGGGAGAGGCUUCAAUGCCUCAUGGCAAGCCAUCCCUGGAGGUUGUGGUGGGAUUUUCCAGGCUCCCAGUGGUGAGAUUCAUUCUCCAAAUUACCCCAGUCCUUAUAGGAGUAACACUGACUGUUCCUGGGUCAUUCAAGUGGAAAGACAUCACCGUGUUCUCUUGAACGUCACUGACUUUGACCUUGAACCUCAGGACUCUUGUAUUAUAACCUAUGAUGGUUUAAGCUCCACAGCCACCCGCCUUGCCCGGGCGUGUGGAAGACAGCAGCUGACAAACCCCGUCACCUCUUCAGGAAACAGCCUCUUUGUGAGAUUUCAGUCUGGCCCUUCUAGACAGGGCAGGGGCUUCCGAGCUCGUUUCAGGCAAGUCUGCGGAGGCCACCUCCUCACCAACUCAUUUGGUACCAUAUCCUCUCCAUUGUUCCCUGCCAAGUACCCGGAAAAUCAGAACUGCAGCUGGAUAAUUCAAGCUCAGCCUCCAUUCAAUCAUAUUACCCUCUCCUUUACCCACUUUGGACUUGAAAGCAGCACAGCAUGUACACAAGACUUUUUAGAAAUUUUGGAUGGCAAUUAUGAUGACGCUCCCCUCCGAGGCCGAUAUUGUGGCACCUCCAUGCCCCAUCCCAUCACUUCCUUCAGCAAUGCCCUCACACUGAGGUUCGUCUCUGAUUCUAGUGUGAGUUCCAAUGGCUUCCAUGCUACAUAUGCCGCAUCCUCUUCAGCUUGUGGUGGAGACUUCCACAUGGCUGAAGGCAUCUUCGACAGCCCUGGCUACCCGGAAGUUUAUCCUUCUAAUGUGGAAUGUGUUUGGAACAUUGUCAGCUCCCCUGGCAACCAGCUCCAGCUGUCUUUCAUAACUUUCCAGUUGGAGGAUUCUCAGGACUGUAGCAGAGAUUUUGUAGAGAUCCGGGAAGAAAAUGCCACUGGUCACUUGGUGGGAAGAUACUGUGGAAACACCCUCCCCCUCAAUUAUUCAUCCAUUGUCGGGCAUAGCCUGUGGAUCAGAUUUGUCUCUGAUGGCGCAAGCAGUGGCAUAGGCUUUCAGGCCGUGUUUGCUCACAUGUUUGGCAAUGAUAAUAUUGUGGGAACUCAUGGGAAAGUUGCCUCUCCCUUGUGGCCUGGAAAUUACCCCCACAACUCUGAUUACCACUGGAUAGUAAAUGUGAAUGCCUCUCAAGUUGUCCAUGGUAGAAUCUUGGAGAUGGACAUUGAAUCAACCAACUACUGCUAUUAUGACAAAUUAAGGAUUUAUGAUGGUGCUGGCAUUCACUCCCGCCUCGUUGGAACCUACUGUGGUACCCAGGGCCAAUCCUUUAGCUCCACAGGAAAUACUUUGACAUUUCGGUUUUCUUCUGACUCUUCGAUCUCAGGGAAAGGAUUCCUUCUGGAGUGGUUUGCAGUGAAUGCUGCUGUUGGACCCUUACCUACCAUUGCUCCAGGUGCUUGUGGCGGGUUCCUGAGGACAGGAGAGGCGCCAGUCUUUCUUUUCUCCCCAGGCUGGCCUGAAAACUACGGGAACAGGGCUGACUGUGUGUGGCUUAUCCAGGCUCCUGAUUCCACUGUGGAGCUCAACAUCCUCUCCCUGGACAUUGAAUCUCAUGGAACAUGCAACUAUGAUAAACUUGUGAUACGAGAUGGAGACAAUGACAUGGCCCAGCAGCUGGCAGUUCUCUGUGGCAGAGAGAUCCCUGGGCCCAUCCGGUCUACAGGAGAGUACAUGUGGCUCCGGUUCACCUCGGACUUCAGUAUAACCAGGGCGGGCUUUAACGCAUCCUUCCACAAGAGCUGUGGUGGAUAUUUGCAUGCCAACAGAGGAAUUAUCACGUCACCCAACUACCCGGAGACCUACCCUCCCAACCUCAACUGCUCUUGGCACGUCCUGGUUCAGAGUGGCCUGACUGUCGCCGUCCACUUUGAACAGCCCUUCCAGAUUCCAAACAGAGGCUCUUCUUGUAACGAGGGGGAUUACUUGGUGCUAAAAAAUGGACCUGAUAUCACUUCACCACCCUUGGGACCCCAUGGAGGAAAUGGUCAUUUUUGUGGCAGUCGUCCUUCAUCCACUCUGUUCACCUCAGAUAAUCAAAUGUUUGUUCAGUUUAUUUCUGAUAAUAGUAAUGGAGGGCAAGGAUUUAAGAUCAAAUAUGAGGCAAAGAGCUUAGCCUGUGGGGGCAAUAUCUACAUCCACGAUGCAGAUUCUACUGGUUAUGUGACCUCCCCCAACUACCCAGACAGUUAUCCCCAGCACGCUGAUUGCAUCUGGCUCAUCGCCGCGCCUCCUGGAAAGCUCAUAAGGCUACAGUUCGAAGAUCAAUUCAAUAUUGAAGUGACACCCAACUGUACAUCCAAUUAUCUUGAAUUGCGAGAUGGAGCGGAUUCAAAUGCACCAAUAAUUUCCAAGUUUUGUGGGACAUCUUUGCCCAGCAGUCAGUUGUCCUCAGGAGAGGUGAUAUACUUGAGAUUCCGGUCUGACAACAACUCCACUCAUGUGGGAUUCAAGGCCAAGUAUUCUAUAGCCCAGUGUGGGGGAACAUUGACAGGGCAAAGUGGUGUCAUCCAAAGCAUCGGGUACCCAACACUUCCAUAUUCAGACGAUUUAUUCUGUGAGUGGCAUCUCCGGGGUGCCUCAGGACACUAUCUCACCAUCCAUUUUGAAGACUUUAACCUUCAGAAUUCCUCUGGCUGUGAGAAAGACUUUGUUGAGAUCUGGGAAAACCAUACCUCUGGAAAUGUACUGGGCAGAUACUGUGGAAACAUCAUUCCUGACAGCAUAGACACUUCUGGCAAUGUCGCCGUGGUCAGGUUUGUCACCGAUGGCUCUCUUACUGCCUCAGGAUUCAGACUACGGUUUGAAUCCAGUUUGGAAGGAUGUGGUGGGGAUCUACAGGGCCCUACUGGAACAUUUACUUCUCCCAGCUACCCUAACCCAAACCCCCAUGGCCGGGUCUGUGAGUGGAGAAUCACUGUGCAGGAAGGAAAGCAGGUCACCCUAACUUUUAACAACCUGAGGCUGGAAGCUCAUCCAUCCUGCAACAGCGAGAGUGUGACAGUAUUCAAUGGCAUUAGAAGUAACUCACCCCAGCUCGGGAAGCUGUGUAGCAGUGUGAAUAUAAGUGAUGAGAUCAGAUCUUCAGGAAAUACAAUGAAAGUCAUUUAUUUCACCGAUGGAUCCAGGCCAUAUGGAGGCUUCACUGCUUCCUACACAUCCAGUGAAGAUGCGGUGUGUGGCGGGUCCCUUACAAAUUCCCCUGAAGGAAACUUUACUUCUCCUGGCUACAAUGGAGUCAGCAAUUACUCAAGAAACCUAAACUGUGAAUGGACUCUCAGCAAUCCAAAUCAGGGAAAUUCAUCCAUUUACAUUCAUUUUGUGAAUUUUUACCUAGAAAGUCACCAAGACUGCCAAUUUGAUGUCUUAGAGUUCCGAGUGGGUGAUGCUGAUGGGCCUCUGAUAUGGAGACUUUGUGGACCAGUAGCAUCUACAGUGCCACUGGUAAUACCUUAUCCUCAGGUAUGGAUACACUUUGUCACCAACGAACGUGUAGAACAUAUUGGAUUCCAUGCAGAGUAUUUCUUUACAGACUGUGGUGGAAUACAGAUAGGUGAGAGUGGAGUGAUCACAAGCCCCAACUAUCCAGCCUUAUAUGACAGCCUGACCCACUGUGCUUGGUUGUUGGAAGCUCCCCAAGGCCAUACCCUCACUCUUACAUUUAGUGACUUUGAUAUCGAAAACCAUUUAACCUGUUCUUGGGACUCUGUCACUGUCAAGAAUGGUGGUUCUCCUGGAUCGCCCAUAAUAGGGCAGUACUGUGGGAGUUCAAACCCCAGUCCAAUCCAGUCUGGUUCUAACCAGCUGGUGGUGAUUUUUAACUCAGACCAUUCGGUGCAAAAUGGUGGAUUUUAUGCUACAUGGAGCACGCAAACUUUAGGUUGUGGUGGAAUUCUUCACUCAGAUAACGGUACAAUCAAAUCCCCUCACUGGCCUCAGAAUUUUCCCGAGAACAGCAGAUGUUCCUGGACAGUCAUUACUCACGAAAGUAAUCACUUGGAGCUUCGCUUUGACAACAACUUCCUAAUCCCCAGUGGCGAUGGACAGUGUCAGAACAGCUUUGUGAAGGUGUGGGCAGGAACUGAAGAGGCGGACAGCGCCCUGCUGGCCACGGGCUGUGGGAGCGCGGCUCCCGGGGCCGUCAGCACGCCGAGGAACGCGCUCACCGCCGUGUUCCAGUCGCAGGAGGCCCCGGCUCAGGGCUUCUCUGCCUCCUUUGUAAGCCGAUGUGGAAGCAAUUUCACUAAAUCUUCAGGUUACAUUAUUUCUCCAAACUACCCAAAGCAAUAUGACGACAACAUGAACUGCAUUUAUUUCAUAGAGGCUAACCCUCUGUCUGUGGUUCUCUUGACUUUUGUGUCUUUUCAUUUGGAAGCUCGCUCAGCCGUCACGGGAAGCUGUGACAGCGAUGGCUUACACAUCAUCAGCGGUGACAGCAUAGCAUCCACACCUUUUGCUACCCUGUGUGGCGACGAAACCCUGUCUCCUUUUACCAUCUCCGGUCCAGUGCUGCUCAACUUCUACUCCAAUUCACACACCACUGACUUUGGAUUCAAGCUUUCCUAUCAGAUAACCUCCUGUGGCGGUGUGUUCAACUUCUCCACUGGACUCAUCCACAGCCCUGCCUACUCAUACUCAGACUACCCUAGCAAUUUGUACUGUUUGUACAACAUCACUGUGAGAGGCGACAAAGUGAUUCUGCUCAAGUUCAUUGAGUUUGAUGUGGUUCUCUCCACCUCCUGCUCCCAAGACUACCUGGCAAUUUAUGAUGGUUAUAACAUCAGUGACCCACUUCUUGGCAAGUUCUGUGGUUCCAAGCUUCCACCAAAUGUUAAGAGCAGUAAUAAUAGUAUGCUCCUGGUGUUCAAGACAGAUUCAUCUCAAACAGCAAGAGGUUGGAAGCUAUCUUUCCAACAGACAUUGGGGCCUCGGCAAGGAUGUGGUGGCUAUCUGACAGCCUCAAAUUACACCUUUGCCUCUCCUGAUUCUGAUUCAGAUGGAAGAUAUGACAAGAAUUUAAACUGCGUAUGGUUCAUAAUUGCACCUGUAAACAAACUCAUUAAACUCACCUUCAAUACGUUUGCUCUGGAGUCAGCAUCCACUUUGCAAAGAUGCAUUUAUGAUUAUGUAAAGCUAUAUGACGGGGAGAGUGAAGAUGCCGAGUUGGCUGGAACAUUUUGUGGUUCCAGGGUACCUGCGCCCUUUGUCUCUUCUGGUAACUUCCUGACAGUUCAAUUUGUCAGUGACAUAACUUUGGAAAGGGAAGGAUUUAAUGCUACAUAUACCUUCAUCGACAUGAUUUGUGGUGGAACAUAUAAUGCAACUUGGACCCCACAAAAUAUUUCGUCACCCAGUUUAUCAAACCCAGAUGUCCCACUUUCCACCUGUACUUGGGUCUUUGAAGCUCCUCCACAUCAGCAGGUCAAGAUCACUGUGUGGGCAUUGCAGCUGCACUCGCGGGACUGCCACCAGAAUUACUUAGAGUUUCAGGAUGCACAGGAGAGUAAUGGAAAUGCAAGAAUUCACUUCUGUGGCAGCAAUGCGUCAGCUGUUCCGACGUUCUAUUCUUCUUUGAGCACUGCAAUUGUCAUUUUCAAAUCUGAAGUUUUUAACAACUCUAGAGUGGGUUUUACCUAUCAGGUUGCAGGUUGUAACAGAGACUAUCACAGGGCAUUCGGCAAUCUGAAGAGCCCCGGAUGGCCCGAUAAUUAUAACAAUAACAUGGAUUGCACUGUGACUCUCACAGCCCCACAGAACCACACCAUUUCCCUCUUCUUUCAUUCAUUUGGCAUCGAGGACUCCAGUGAAUGCAGACAUGACUUCUUGGAGGUGAGAAAUGGAAGCGACGGCAGUGCUCCCUUACUCGGCACCUAUUGUGGAAGUCUGUUGCCAAAUCCUAUCUUCUCUCACCAUAAUGAACUGUACCUGCGAUUUAAGAGUGACAGCACAACUUCCAGUCAUGGAUAUGAAAUUGUCUGGACCUCAUCCCCCUCUGGCUGUGGUGGAACUCUUUAUGGAGACCGAGGCUCCUUCACCAGCCCCGGCUAUCCGGGCACUUACCCAAACAACACUCACUGUGAAUGGGCCAUCAUUGCUCCUGCUGGAAGACUUGUCACCAUCAACUUUUACUUCAUCAGUAUUGAUGAUCCUGGAGACUGUGUCCAGAACUAUCUUAUACUCUAUGAUGGACCAGAUGUUAAUUCUCCAUCCUCUGGACCAUAUUGCGGCACAGACACUAACAUAGCUCCCUUCGUGGCCUCCUCACAUCGAGUCUUCGUAGAAUUUCAUGCAGAGUAUGCAGUGCGCCCGUCAGCAAUCCAGUUAACCUGGGAGAGCUGAACGCGCAAGGACUGUGUUCAGCCAGCACUUUGGCUCUCCUGCAGGGGCCAUCAGCCAUCACCCUGGACAGAGCUCUGCCAUCCUGAUCCAUGACCCCUGCCCGUGGCACUGAGAAUAACUUUGACAUUUGUUUUUCACCAAAGUGUGUGUGGAAUCAAUAUUUGUACAUUUUUUAAAAUUGUAGAAUGUAGCUUCUUUAGUCUUGGCUGGGCUCGUCAUUUUUUAUUCUAAUAUUUGAGCUGAAAUUUUCUAAAAUCCCCUAAAGAGAUGGAAAUCAUUAUGGUAUAUGUGCUGUCAUUCAAAAGUAAAUAAUAAAACAGAGCUAUGAUUGUUACUGUAAAUGUCAAAUUAGGUGUAAUGAACUUGAAUUGUACACAGAUAUGCUGCAUUCAUUUUUAACUCAUUAAAAUUUAGUCUUUCACUAUAUGGUAUAUAUAAAUUUUCAAGUUGAAUU
This is a messenger RNA of Miniopterus natalensis, 11311 nucleotides long. RefSeq names its product cubilin (gene CUBN). Gene Ontology annotation, molecular function: calcium ion binding. NCBI's taxonomy places the organism in Eukaryota, Metazoa, Chordata, Mammalia, Chiroptera, Miniopteridae. The record is from RefSeq and is a predicted model, not a curated record.